AAGCAGAGGGACUCAUUCUGUCUGCAUAUUCUAUCUGUGAUUUAUCGUAAGCGUUUGGUGCUCUAGUUAAAGGACGUUGCCCUUGUUAAACUUCAACCGAAGAGGUCAGUUUAUGUACGUGUGUUCUCCUUGAGCCGACAGCAUCUUAGCAGGAGGAGGAAAACAAGGAGGAUGGAGGUUUAAGGAAUGAGGAUAUACCAGCUAGUGAAAUGACCGAGAAGAAAAAGCGGGAGAGGUAAACUACAAGGGACAUAGAUUCUACGUCAGCCCUCCGGCCUCUACUAUGGAUCAACAAGAAGUGGUGGCUGCAGCAGCUCGAGAGGAUGAAGCCUCCCAGCUGAUUUACAGGAUCGAGCGUCCUGUCUACAAUGAAACUCUGAUCCAGACAAAGCUUCUUAAACGCAAAGAAGACACCACCACAAAUUGUCAGAAGCUGGCAGAAAAGUUCCAGUGUUCUUCAGAGAAGGCCAAGUCAGCAGCUCUGAGCUUCAUGCCCAUUCUCUCAUGGCUGCCGUCGUAUCCAGUCAGGAAGUACCUCUUUUCAGAUGUGGUCUCAGGUCUCAGCACGGGAGUUGUGCAGCUUCCACAAGGACUAGCCUACGCUAUGCUGGCUGCUGUGCCUCCAGUUUAUGGUCUGUACUCCUCCUUCUACCCAGUCCUGCUGUACACCUUCUUUGGCACGUCCAGACACAUAUCAGUAGGAACCUUUGCUGUCAUCAGUCUGAUGAUUGGGGGCGUCGCUGUGAGGGAGGCACCAGAUAGCAUGUAUAUGAAUAUCAAUGCUACUGGAUCCAACGCAUCUGAUGCCAUCAACGUGGAGCUUCGUGAUAAGAGCAGGGUCCAGGUGGCCGUGAUGGUCACAACCCUGGCGGGACUCAUCCAGAUUGUUUUAGGUCUUCUCAGGUUUGGCUUUGUAGCAAUCUACCUCACCGAGCCCCUGGUGCGAGGCUUUACCACCGCAGCAUCCAUGCACGUCGUCAUCUCCCAACUGAAGUACUUGCUGGGGGUGGAAACGCAGCGAUAUUCUGGGUUUCUCUCUGCUAUUUAUAGUGUCAAAGCAGUACUCAGCAGAAUCACCAGCACCAAUAUUGCCACUUUCCUUCUGGGGCUCGGGUGCAUCAUCUUCCUUUAUGUGAUCAAAGUUCUCAAUGAGCGCUUCAAGAAGAAGCUGCCCAUUCCCAUUCCUGGAGAGAUCAUUGUGGUCAUUGUGUCUACCAGCAUCUCUUAUGGUUUGUCGUUGUCAAAGGAAUACAAGGUCCAUGUAGUUGGAAACAUACCAACAGGGCUUCGCCCUCCUGCUGCCCCAAACAUCUCGUUGUUGCCCAAUUUGGUCACAGAUUCUUUUGCUAUAGCAAUUGUAGGAUUCUCCAUGGAUGUCUCGCUGGCCAAGAUCUUUGCCCUGAAACAUGGCUACAGUGUGGAUGGCAACCAGGAGCUCAUUGCCCUCGGUCUGUGUAACUUCAUCAGCUCUUUCUUCCAAACGUUUGCCGUCACCUGCUCCAUGUCGAGGAGCCUGGUCCAGGAGAGCACAGGAGGGAAAACACAGAUUGCAGGGCUCCUGGCGUCGCUGCUGGUGCUGGUGGUGGUGGUGGCCAUCGGCUUUGUCUUCGAGCCGCUCCCUCAGACUGCGCUGGCUGCCAUCAUCAUGGUCAACCUAAUAGGGAUGUUCAAGCAGUUCAGAGACAUUCCCAGUCUGUGGAGGACCAGCAAGAUUGAACUGGCCAUCUGGGUGAUUGCCUUCAUCGCUUCUGUGCUGCUGGGAUUGGACUACGGCCUCCUGGUGGCCGUCACAUUCGCCAUAUUAACAGUCAUAUACAGGACACAGAGCCCUAAAAGUUCCAUCCUGGGCCACGUCGCUAACACGGGGCUCUACUGUGACGUCGACGAGUAUGAAGAGGCGGCUGAAUAUGAGGGGAUUAAGAUUUUCCACUCCAACUCUUCAAUCUACUUUGCUAACAGUGACCUGUAUGUGAACAGCCUCAAGGAGAAGACGGGGCUAAACCCUGAACACUUACAAGCUGCUCGGAAAGCCCAAAAAAAACAAAAGGAGAAGGCGAACAGCAAUCAGUCGUCUCCGCUGAAAAUCUGUGCCAAGUACAAGGAUGAGGCAGUGACUCAUGAAGUUUUGCCCCAGGGCCACGUGGCGGUGGCGGAGGAUCAGAAGAACGGCCAGUUUGGCGACAGACAUGGCGACUCAGCCUCAGAGGAGGCGGUCUUCCUUGAGCCUUUCAGCACAGUCCACUCCAUUAUCCUGGACUGGACGUCUGCAACUUUUAUCGACUCAGUGGGAGCUAAAGCCAUCAGACAGGUAAUUAAAGAGUAUGCCACCGUAGAUGUCCGGGUGGUCAUAGCUGGCUGCAACAGAAACCUGCUGGCUGAACUGGACACCUUGAAGUUCUUCACUAAGGACCUGACCACAGACAUCCUGUUCCCCACCGUCCACGACGCCGUGCUCCACUGUCAGCACUCAAACUCUCACCCGUCUGUGGCUGCGGUCAGCGACAUGACCUGAGAGGAUGCAACGUAACUGAGAACAAGUCACAGGAAUGGGACGUUGUGGCACUCUCACAACCUCGCUGUGAACUUGUUUUCAGCGGAAAUAUCAGUGUUUUUCACACUCACAGUGCACUUAAAGAAUCUCGUAGCCUUGUUAAAGUUCCAAAGCAGCAAGAACAUUGCUUUAAUCAGAACCUUCAGAAUGUGGUGUCCAUCUAUAGCCUGAUUUCUCUACAGUGUUGACGUUGCACUUUAGUCAUGUUGUAGUUCUCACUGUUUGCUGAAGUACUUUUUAAAGCUGCAGCUUUGUCUA
Messenger RNA from Oreochromis niloticus (Nile tilapia), 2809 nucleotides. It is a transcript of the gene slc26a5, whose product is annotated as solute carrier family 26 member 5. The transcript is spliced from 18 exons. Gene Ontology annotation, cellular component: membrane. Gene Ontology annotation, molecular function: secondary active sulfate transmembrane transporter activity. The record is from RefSeq and is a predicted model, not a curated record. Lineage: Eukaryota; Metazoa; Chordata; Actinopteri; Cichliformes; Cichlidae. Bases 284 to 2512 code for a protein of 742 amino acids. Gene Ontology annotation, biological process: sulfate transmembrane transport.